AUGACUACGCUGACAUCGCAACAAGCACUGGACAAACUCCUAUCCGGAAAUUCUCGAUUUGUGUCUGGUAAGUUGACUCCACACGACUUUAAAGAACGCCGUGGGGAGCUUGUCAACACACAACAACCAAUCGCUACAGUGAUUUGUUGUUCUGACUCUCGCGCACCACCCGAGUUCAUCUUUGAUUGUACACUUGGUGAGAUCUUUGUGAUUCGCACGGCGGGUGGUGUAAUGGGAACUCGUGAGUUUGGGUCAAUAGAAUAUGCGGUGACACAUUUAAAGACGCCUCUCGUAGUAGUUAUGUCACAUACCAAAUGUGGUGCUUGCACCGCGGCAUGUACUCGUCAAGACGCCGAAAAAUGCACAACAUGUCUUGACAAAUUAGUUGAUGACCUUUCUUCCAUAGCCAAAGAGUGUCACAAAGAGAUCCCAGCGACAUGUAUUAAAAGUGCUUUUGCUCAUGCGGCCUCUGUUGAGAAUGACAAGACAUUGGUUCCGCUUAUUGAAGAAGGCAAGUGUGUAAUAGUCCCAAUGCUGUAUGAUAUUGACACGGGUGUAGCUUCUGUUCUCAAAGAUGGUGGUUUAGGUAAACAUUUACUUCCUGAAGAUUAA
Messenger RNA from Entamoeba invadens IP1, 612 nucleotides. Its product is annotated as carbonic anhydrase, putative. Bases 1 to 612 code for a protein of 203 amino acids. Gene Ontology annotation, molecular function: carbonate dehydratase activity; zinc ion binding. The transcript has a single exon. Lineage: Eukaryota; Evosea; Mastigamoebida; Endamoebidae. The record is from RefSeq and is a predicted model, not a curated record.